Molecule: messenger RNA, 849 nt
Organism: Thermochaetoides thermophila DSM 1495
Lineage: Eukaryota; Fungi; Ascomycota; Sordariomycetes; Sordariales; Chaetomiaceae
Product: reductase-like protein
Exons: 2
Coding region: 1-849 (282 amino acids)
Molecular function (GO): oxidoreductase activity
Source: RefSeq, a predicted model, not a curated record
AUGGCCGAAGCUCAGCUCCAUGACUUCCCUUCCCUCUUCUCCCUCGAGGGCAAGGUUGCUGUUGUGACGGGUGGCUCGCGUGGUCUCGGUCUCAGCGCUGCCUCGGCUUUUCUCCAAGCCGGCUGUUCUAAGGUCUUCAUCUCCUCCCGAAAGGCAGCCGCCUGCGACAAUGCAGUAAAGGUCCUCAACGCUCUUCCCAACCUUAGGCCAGGCGCCGUGGCCAUCUCCGUUCCCGCGGACGGUAGCACGCUCGAGGGCGUCAAGCACCUGCUGGCGCAGGUAUCGGCGCACACCGACCAUGUUGACAUCCUGAUGGCCAACGCGGGCGCGACAUGGGGUGAGAAGUUUGACACCCAUCCGGACUCAGCCUUCGCUAAGGUCAUGGACCUCAACGUGCGCGGCGUCUUCAACCUCGUGCGGGAGUUUGCCCCGCUGCUGACCAAGCGCGCCAGCGUUGAGGAUCCUAGCCGCGUCAUCAUCACGGCCAGCGUAGCCGGUCUUGGCGUUGGCAGCCUGGGCAAGCAGGGUACCUACGGCUACAGUGCCAGCAAGGCGGCUGUGAUUCAUCUCGGCCGGAACCUCGCCGUCGAGCUUGGCCCCAGGGGUAUCACAGUCAACAGCAUUUGCCCUGGUUUUUUCCCCAGCAAGAUGAGCAAUGGCCUGCUGGAGAUGGCAGGCGGUGUGCAGAAGAUGGCUGAGGCGAACCCCAUGAGGAGGCUAGGCAGGUCUGAGGAUAUUGCUGGCGCAGUGGUCUACCUUGCCAGCAGGGCAGGCUCGCACGUCAACGGGGCGGCAAUUGAGAUUGAUGGCGGUGCGCUGUGGUCGCAUGGCCAGCUGCUGAAGCUAUAA